Olea europaea var. sylvestris is the source of this 560-nucleotide messenger RNA. RefSeq names its product mitochondrial import receptor subunit TOM7-1-like. Gene Ontology annotation, biological process: protein import into mitochondrial matrix. The coding region runs from base 65 to 304 and encodes 79 amino acids. The transcript has a single exon. Gene Ontology annotation, cellular component: mitochondrial outer membrane translocase complex. The record is from RefSeq and is a predicted model, not a curated record. Lineage: Eukaryota; Viridiplantae; Streptophyta; Magnoliopsida; Lamiales; Oleaceae.
CUGUGAGAAAAACACAGAGUAGAAAAUCAGCAGAGAGAACAAUAAUCGCAAAUUGAGAACAAAAAUGGCUUCGAAGAUUUCCCUAAAGGCGGCGAAAGGCAAGAGCGUUAAGAAGGCGCCGGCUGCGGCCGAGGAAGAGGGCUCUACUGCGGCGGUGGCGGCAAAGUUCGUGAAGGAGUGGAGCACGUGGACCGUGAAGAAGGCUAAAGUCAUCACUCACUAUGGAUUCAUACCGUUGGUCAUCAUUAUUGGGAUGAACUCUGAGCCCAAACCUUCACUCUCGCAACUGCUCAGCCCCGUCUAAUGAAGUAUUAAGAUCGUGAUAUCGCUUAUUUCUGUUGGAUUCGUCUACUCUUUUGCUCUCUAUUUUUGGGUUGAUUACUAUUAAUCGACUUUACUUUUGGCUAUUUUAAGUGAGGGUUUUGUUUUUACUCUACGUGUAAUUGGAUGAUAUGUGUGGUUUCAGAAUUUUAUUAGUACAAUAAGUUUUACUGGAUAUUUUAAUGGCUGCGAUAUUAUUAUUGAUAUCGAAUAUGAAAUAGUCCUAAUCAUAACUUUUA